Messenger RNA from Caenorhabditis briggsae, 492 nucleotides. The coding region runs from base 1 to 492 and encodes 163 amino acids. The transcript is spliced from 2 exons. NCBI's taxonomy places the organism in Eukaryota, Metazoa, Nematoda, Chromadorea, Rhabditida, Rhabditidae. The record is from RefSeq and is a predicted model, not a curated record.
AUGGUAACUCUAGGUAUUGGACAUGAUGUGAGUGCAGAAAUGCAAUUGAAAGAGAUGUAUACAAGAAUCAAAUUCUAUGGAGCAGAUCCCAGUUCCUAUAUCAAUCGAAAUGUUUACGAAAAGGACCUGGGUGGAAAGUUCUUCCACUAUGACAGCAGUAACAACGACGCCGCUGUUUUCCUGGCUUAUAAAAUUCGUCAAAAGAAAAUCGAUUUUCUUUGGGUUGAUUUAAAAGGCCAUGAAUACCGAAUACUGAACCGAUUACAUAGUGACGGACCCCUAGACCGAAAACGAGUUAAAGUAUGCCAAAUCAAUGUGGAUAUGUAUAUGAAUAAACUGGAAGAAAUCAAAAAGUUUUAUGAUUUUGUUUGGAAGAUUUUGGAAGAUAAACGAUGCAUCGUGAUGAAACCAAUAUUUGUUAACGAUCGUUUUAUUCGAGCGUUCCUUGUCAAUGUCGCAGACAGGGAGUGUGCUGAUUUGUUUUUGAGCUGA